Stegostoma tigrinum is the source of this 2754-nucleotide messenger RNA. RefSeq names its product centromere protein I (gene cenpi). The record is from RefSeq and is a predicted model, not a curated record. The coding region runs from base 352 to 2244 and encodes 630 amino acids. Gene Ontology annotation, cellular component: kinetochore. The transcript is spliced from 21 exons. Lineage: Eukaryota; Metazoa; Chordata; Chondrichthyes; Orectolobiformes; Stegostomatidae.
GUGAGACAGAGAUGGCAGCUAGUUUGAGUGGAAAGGUGAAGACGCGAUCGGGAAUGGUCAGUGACAAUGUGGAGCUCUUGCAGCAAGCGGUUGAGUAUUUUACUACUGGCAGUGAUUGGGUGUGCGAAUGAGGAUACUGUAGUUGAUGUGGUCUACCUGGACUUCAGUAAGGCGCUUUACAAGGAACCAUACGGCAGAGCGAUUUAAGAAGCUGAGACCUCAUUGGAUCCAGGGCAAUUUGUGAAGGAACGAACUCCAUCAAAUGGAAAUCUUCAUCUAGACACAAUUGAAAGCAUUGCUUUUGACAAAGGCUUGUCCCCUGAUGUAAUUGAGUCACUUGUGGAUGUGGCUAUGAGUGCCAGACUUGUUGACAGAUUUAAUAUACGCCUUUUAAAGUGCCUUAUUCCUGCUUCUGUAGUCCCUGAAUGCGCAGUGACAAAUGCUAUUUCUUGGAUGUGUACAAGAAAACCUACCAUUACUGUCCAGGUGCUGUUUAUCAGAUGGUUGAUAACGGUCUUUGAUCUUUUGGAUUCAAAGAAGCAAUUACAUUCAUUGUAUGGCAUCAUUUUCUUCUAUCUUCAAAAUGACAAGUUGUGUCCCUAUAUAUGUCACCUAUUGUACUUGCUAACUAAAAAGGAAAAUGUUAAACGAUUCAGAGUCAAGAAGCUGAUUGAUCUGCAGGCCAAAAUGGGAAUGCAACCACACCUGAUGGCUCUUCUCUUGCUGUACAAGAUCCACGCACCUGAAUACGUGUCUUUGGCUUGUGCUGGACAACCCAAGAACUUGCCAGUGUCUAGGUCAUUCUGGAAGAAAGCCAUUGAAAGAGUUCAGAACAAUGGUUACAGGCAGUUGUCUCAAACACCUGAGCUAGUGAAUUUAACAGAGCCUCCAAUGCGGAAGAGGAAAAAGAAGAUGCAUCGUGAGUUGAUUCCAGUUGUCAGCAGUGCUCGACAUUUAACAGAACAGUCUUGUUUCCUGAUGCAGAGCAAAAGUUUUCCUUUGGAACAGUUAGCCACAUUCUCCCAACUAUUGGAUAACUUUGACCGAAUAGAGUUCCCUGCACAGAUGGGCUCCAUGCUGCGAUCUCCUCUGUUGCUUCAUUACAUUAAUUGGGUAAAAGAUGACACUGCACUUCUGCGGCUUGAUUUCUGGCUGGCGCAAACUCUUCAUGAAGAGUUUGCAGAUUGUAAUGGUGACUCAUUGCAGCGAGAAAAAGAAUUCAUUGAAUUUCUAAAUGUCAUCAUUAGAACUCAAGAAUUUCUACAGGAAGGAUUUUCAUGCUGUGAGGAUUUUGUGUUCAAGAGCUUAUCUCUUUAUGAUAGUUUGUGGUGUAGCUCUCAGAUCCUUGCCUUACUCACAAGGAUUUCCCCAAGCACAGAUAUGAUUUCUUUUUAUUUUGAUCCAUUAAUGAAGCUGUUCUUCACUUCCUCAAUUUAUUUUAAGUGCAGUGUAAUUGAGAGUCUGACUAGCCUGCUGAUGAAAUGGCUAACCUGGCAUUCUGUUUGUGUAGCUGAUUUGGACAGAGAUAUUCCCAAUGCUUUACAAAGUCCACAGAAUGUUUCCCUUUCUGGAUUGGUGAAUUCUGUUUCUGAACUUGUGGAAUUUACCGCAAGAAUUUCAAUUGUAGCACUUCAGAUGGAGGCUUACAACAGUCUGCUGUUGCAUUUCAUACUCAAUUUCUAUGAGACGGUAUCUGAUAUGUAUUUGAAAUACAGUCUUCCCCUGGUGAUUUUGCCACCUGCUGGUAUAAUUUAUCCAGCAUUAUUGAGUUUGGAAUCGGUGAGUCUGAAUCAGCUGUGCCACAUUAUGUAUAGGUACCGGACAAAUCUAACAGCUUUGAAAUCCUUGGAUUCAAGUACAAAUGCGCAAAUAGGUUUGAAGGUGAACAGAAAAACAUUUCAACAAUAUAAUGCAUUUAUGAAAGCUGCAGUCAGCUGCUUGUGGACAACAAGAAACUUUGAACAAGAUAUUCGUCCGAUGGGUAUUGGAAUUGAAUAUAAUCUGCUAGCACAGACCAAGGUUCCAGACUCUGUGAGCAGUUUUACUCUUGUUAAUCAUCCAGCACUGAUGGGACAUGCCAUAAAUUUUACCCAGAAGGGAUGGCCCAAUGGAAAGAAGCAAUUACAUGCAAUACAGGGAAAGAUUUGGAACUGGUAUGUUGAGUACUUAUACAACCAAGGACUUGAUGGACUUAAACAUUUCCUUGAAUCUUGCAUCCACACAGUGUCCAGUUCAGAACAUUAAAUGAUGAGAUAUUGCACUACUGAACUGUACUAUUGAAUAAUUGAUAGAUUCCACAGCAUCCAUCUGCUUUUGCUAAAUGCACAAGAUACCCAGCUGCUUCCUGAAUAAUUGUCUGGACAGUAAAUGGAGGAUUGAUAUUAAACAAAGACAAACUGGUACACCUGUUGAUCCAAACACAUCAUGUCUGAUCUUGCACUGUUCAGGAACCUGCAGAACACACAAUGUGUAAGAAGUAAAAUGCAAUGUUGCAUUGAACUAUAUUAUUAAUGAUCCAGGAUAGCUAAGAAGGAUGGCACAAAACACCAGAUUAUGUGGAAGUUUUCACGCUACAGAUAUGAUUUUAUCGAAAUAUCAGUCGUGUAUAGUACAUAAAAAAUAGUGAAUACUGACAGAGCAUAAAAUGAUUGAGAAUGGUAUUAGACAGUUACUGUGAGAGGGCUUUUACAUUUUGUGAAAUUGUGUUUAUAAAUAAUUUGAUUGCUGACUUAUCAGUAAAAUGUUAUCUUUGCA